Pseudopipra pipra is the source of this 1348-nucleotide messenger RNA. RefSeq names its product B-box and SPRY domain containing (gene BSPRY). The record is from RefSeq and is a predicted model, not a curated record. Gene Ontology annotation, cellular component: cytoplasm. The transcript has 7 exons. Bases 88 to 1215 code for a protein of 375 amino acids. Gene Ontology annotation, molecular function: protein binding; ubiquitin protein ligase activity. Gene Ontology annotation, biological process: protein ubiquitination. NCBI's taxonomy places the organism in Eukaryota, Metazoa, Chordata, Aves, Passeriformes, Pipridae.
CCGGUCCCGCCGUGUCCCGCCCGGGGCGGGGCCGAGCCGAGCUGUGCCGGGCGGCGCCGCCGCCCCCGCGGCAGGUGCGAGCACAGCAUGGCCCGGCGGGGCGGGCCGGAGCGGCUGCGGGACGAGCUCGUGGACCGGUGCGAGCGGCUCCAGCUGCAGAGCGCGGCCAUCGCCCGGCACGUGGAUGAGGUGCUGCCUGCCAAGGACCAGGCUGUCCUGAACGCGGCCAGCGCGGCGCGGGAGCUGGUGAUCCAGAGGCUGCUCUUCGUGGGCAAGGCCUGCGAGAACGAGGAGCAGCGGCUGCUGGAGAGGGUGCACGCGGAGGAGGAGAGGGCACACCAGAGCAUCCUGACCCAGCAGGUGCACUGGACAGAGGCUCUGCAGAAGCUGGGAGCCCUCCGGACCUACCUGGUGGACAUGAUCACCAACCUGGAUGACCAGGGCCUGCUGCGCGCAGAACGAGAGAUCUUCGAGAGGACAGAGGUGGCAGAGGGAAUCUUGGAGCCACAGGAGUCCCUGAAGUUAAACUUUAAUCAGACGUGUGUUCAGAGUCCACUCCUGCACCGACUGUGGGCCUCUGCUGUGCUCUGCUGCCUCACAGCAGUGAAGCUGACUCUGCUGGGGAAUCUGUCACAGAAAUCCCUCUUCACCACGUUCAGCACUGGGUUGCUGGGCAUUUUAAAAGAGGGCUCACAGGAGAUUCACAUCAAUGAGAGAACCCUCAGCCCCCACCUCAGCCUGUCAGAGGACAAGAGAACGCUGACCUUCAGUCCCAAGAAAGCCAAGGUGGACUUGGACUGCCCGGAGCGGUUUGACCACUGGCCCAACGCCUUGGCCACUGCAGCUUUCCACUCUGGGCUGUGUGCCUGGAAGGUGGGCGUGGAGCAGAGCUGUGCCUACAAGCUGGGGGUUUGCUACAGCUCCGUGCCCAGGAAGGGCUCUGCCAACGAGGGCCGCCUGGGAUUCAACGCUGCCUCCUGGGUGUUCUCGCGCUAUGACCGGGAAUUCCGGUUCCUGCACGCGGGGCAGCCCCAGCCCGUGGAGCUCAUCAAGGCCCCGGCCCAGAUCGGGGUGCUGGUUGACUUUGCGGGGGGAGAGGUGCUUUUCUACGACCCCGACUCCUGCACUAUCCUCUUCUCCCACAGGGAGACCUUCACGGAGCCCGUCUACCCCGUGUUCGCCGUGGCACACCAGAGCAUCUCACUGGUCCAGUGAGCAGGGCCUGAGUGUGACUGUGUGUGCUCUGCACUGUGCCCUGGGGGGAAAGGAGCCCAGGCAGGGCUGUGGGCUGUGUACAGUGUUCAGACAACACCUGCUUUCACACUACAGCUGUUCUUCACGUGUUUUA